AUGGGCCGCACACUCUUUUUAGGCCUUGACCGGCAGUUUCAGUUGCUUUGCCCAUCUCAAAACAUUGUGGAAGCCCUGCGACCGCACCAGAAGAUUGUGUUCGCGUCGACCGGUUCUUGUUAUGGAGCUAUUGAUGGCAUUUGCACUGAAGAGACAAAUAUUUCUCCGCUCACACUCUAUGGCAAAACUAAAGCAAACGCCGAGACAAUUGUGCUGAAGAGCAAUGGAGUUGUCUUAAGAUUGGCGACACUGUUCGGUGUCUCGUCGCGGAUGCGUUUGGAUCUUUUGAUCAAUGAUUUGACUCAAAGCGCACUCAUCCACAAGAAGAUAGUGCUCUUUGUCGGUGUGAAAUUCGCGUGCAAAGAAGUGCACUCUCUGCGGCGGUUUCGUAAAGACAAAUCAGAAUUUUUGAUGCUGGCGGCGCUCAAUAUCGCAGACUUUAUACCCGAUUGUGUCAUACAAUUGUCGGACACCGGCGAAGACAAAGACAAACGCGAUUACGUGGUCUCCUAUGAGAAGAUUGCAAAACUUGGCUUCAAAUCAAACCUAUCGCUGAGAACAGGAAUACAAGAACUCAUUAAAAUAUUGCCUCAAAUCCAUCGUUGUAUUGAUCUUUUGCUGGAAGCGCUGAAAGUGAUGACACAAACCACCGACACUUCAGUCCAAUCGCCCAAAAGCCCCAAAUCUCCCGAAAGCGAGAAAACCAAACGAUAUGACAGACAAUUGCGUCUUUGGGGUGAUUGCGGACAAUUGGCUUUGGAGUCAUCGCACGUGUGUCUCAUAAACGCCACUUCUUUGGGCACUGAGAUCCUCAAGAGUCUGGUCCUUCCGGGCAUUCGUGCCGUCACUAUCAUCGACAACAAUGUGGUCACCGAAGAGGACAUCGGCAGCAACUUCUUCCUAUUGGCUGAAGACUCUGUGGGCAAAAGUAGGGCCAAAAUGGCGGCACAAUUGUUGUCUGAAUUGAACGACGAUCUGAAGAAAGCGGACCAUUUGGACGAGUCGUUUGAAUCGCUACUCGAAUCCAAUCCAAACUUCUUCGCAAACUUCUCAUUAGUGAUCGCAACGAAUGUCAAUAACGAUAAGUCGUUUAAUAGAUUGUGUCAAGUCUUGUGGCAAAACAAUGUGCCUCUCAUUGCCUGCAAUUCAAUCGGUUUUGUCGGUUAUAUUCGGCUUCAGAUCAAAGAGCAGACAAUCAUUGAAUCGCAUCCCGAGAAUCCAUUUGAAGACUUAAGACUUGACGAACCUUUCCAUCAAUUGAAACAAUACUUGGAUUCGUAUGAAAAGUUUGAAGACAUGUCUCGUAAAGAGUUAUCUCAGACACCGUUUUUAGUCAUU
Messenger RNA from Medioppia subpectinata, 1338 nucleotides. Lineage: Eukaryota; Metazoa; Arthropoda; Arachnida; Sarcoptiformes; Oppiidae. The record is from the annotation of a GenBank genome assembly.